Molecule: messenger RNA, 4901 nt
Organism: Meleagris gallopavo (turkey)
Lineage: Eukaryota; Metazoa; Chordata; Aves; Galliformes; Phasianidae
Source: RefSeq, a predicted model, not a curated record
GCCGGGUGCCGCCAGCGUGCGGGCCGUGCCGAGCGUGGGAAGCGGUGAAUGAGCAGCACGGCGUUCGCCAAAAAGCUCCGUUAGCGUCCUGCAGUUCCUGAAAUAGGAGAGAGAACAUCUUCUGUCCGCCGCCAGGCUGUAAUAAAGGCUGCGAUCUUCCUUCGAGUAUCACUGAUUUUUAAUAAGUGCACGGAUGUAGCCAGGCCGUCUGGCCGGAAAGAUGAAGGUGCUCCGAUUUAGUGGCGUGCAUCCCUUUCGCAGUGUCGGUGACACGGCACUGAACUGCCUGCCCCGCUCCGUCCGUGUGCCGCAGCCCGCACCGCUCGGCCCGCAGGCUGGGAGCUACGCGCCGGGCUCUGCUGCAGCCCGCAGGAAAAACCGCGUUGCGAGGAGUCAAAGCGGUGUGACAGAGGGACAGGCCGAGUCCCGUCACGGAGCUGUGUGGGUAUGCGCCGUGCCUGCUGGAUCCGUGAGCGGAAAUUACCUGUCUGUAGUAACCUGGUAGAGAUUGCCUCCGUCUGUCCGGGCUCGGGGCGAUAUCCCGGCAGCGUUAGGGAGCGUCCUGCCAGGCCGGCACUGCCGGCGCGGGGAUGGCUGGCGUCGCGUUUCUGACUUUGUUAGGAGCUGCGGGUGCCGUGCCCGCAGAUCUGUCGUAUUACAUUUCACUUGGCUGACAGGUUUUGGCCUCACCUGGCAUAGGUUGAGAGUAUUUUCCUGUGAGGCUAUUAAAAAUCUUUGACGGUAAGCAGCAGUCAGAUGUCAAAGGCUGAAUUCCCCCAGGCAUGGCAAGAAGGCAAGCACAAUCUCCCACUGCUCAGCACUGAAUGGCACGCAGUCGUGAAUUCCUACCUACCUUGGGAUUGCUAAUCAGCAUACGUGUCAUGCUUUUGGUUUUUUUAGGAGGGGUGGGGAGGGGUUCUUUUACAAAAGAAGUCAUGGUGGGUGUUGUAUUAAUGGUGUGUGACAUUCGGUGAGUCCGUUGUGAGGAUUUGCACACCCAUGGGAAUGUGCUCCCAUGUUGGCAGUCAGCGGCUUCCAAGAGCUGGCAGUUUAAACGGGAGUCAGGUUGGUGUCUGAAUCAAGAGUUUGUUUUGCUAUGCAAUGUGAGAACUUUGCACGGGAUUUAAUUGUCAGCCUUCUGUUAUAUUUCAUUCCAAAUUUAAUUAUAUUUUUCAGAAGAAAUGCAAAUAAACCAUUUUGUCUCCGGAUACAAAGCAGAAAAAACCCCACGAGCUUCAUGUGAUCUCCACAAAAGGCAUUGGCAGAAGUGGCAAGUUUUCUGCAAAGGCUGUGUUAACUUGUUUUAGAUUUGCCUGCAGGACAACCACUGUGGGUUUGGGAUACGCACCCAUCUCAGUCCCCUCUGAAAUUCUCACUGUUAAGAAAUGCAGGUGGCCUGAAUGUACAAACAGAUACCCUGUGAGACAGCAGAGCACGUCACAUACCCAAUCCUGAGUCGAUGAAAUGCAAUUGUGAUUGAAGCACUGCAGGUUUUUUUUUCUCGUUGCUCCUCAUUUCUGACGUUCUCCUUUCUGCUUUGCAGACCUCCCUGCUGCCAGUGCUGGUAGUGCUGAAGGGAGCGCUGAGCCGUGCAGCCAUUUUGAGCUGUGUGCCCAUCAGCCAUUGUUUCCCUUCAGGGAGCUCUCUGAAUGCAUUACACAGGUCCAGCACUACAUUUGCAAAUGCAUUUCAUCUCUUUUCUAUUCCCUUUUCUGUAUUUGCUGGAAGAAAAUGUCACCAAAACUCAGGAGGAAAGAAAGAUGCUGCAGUAUGCUAACAAUUAGAGAAAUGCAUUUGAGGGGGUUGUUGUUUUUUUUUUUUCUCAUGAACCAACAGUUGCAGCAUGUACUCAUCUGUUUCUGGAUGAGGACUGAGUUUACACAGGCUGGAUCCACUAUUGCUCAAAUAACAACACCUCGUGUGCACUGUUUGCAUUUUUGUUCUCCCACUUUCCCCAUGUAUUGUGGAGAUCAAGGUCCUCCCCACGUCUUAAAAUGAAGACAAGGUAGAAUAGUGAAUGUAAAACACAAAGAAAACGCUAGGUACACAAGGAAAAGCUGUGCUUGUGAAAGGCACUGCCUUCCCGGACUCAUCCUGUUCAUUUUGCAUUUGCUUGUUAAAAGAAUCUGAAAUUAACUUAUAAUUAGCUGAUCUACAGAAAAAGCAUAAGCAGCGGCAGAUAAGACUGGGGCACGAUGCUGGUAGUUUUUGUUUAAAUGCCAGAUGGGUUCACACUGCCCUCGAGUGCAGCUGAUGCUCAGCUCUUACCCUCUAUUUACUCACCUUGGCAUUUCAGCUGGUGCCUCUCAGGUUUCCUGCAGUAUAUAUGCUGUGCAUUAAUGGGAGUCCUGGAUCCUCCUCCACCACUUAAUGGUGUCCUGGGUGCACUUUCAGCCCCAUUCCUCUCUGCCCCUACCAACCACUCAGUCUAAGAGCUGGGAUACAGCUUCGCUUGGGUGUAAGCAAGGGGUUAAGAAACCCUCACCCUGACCAAAAGACUGUUCUUACGCAGAUGCUGUUGUCAGCCAGGCACAGGCACUGCUUUGGCUGUCACUGAUCAUGGAUGGAGAAAAUGUGAAGGCUGAACUGGGUCACGAUAGCUAUCUGUGAAGUGCUACCACACCUUCCUGUCAUUGCCUUCUAUGUGGGUUCUGUCUGCGGGUCUCCCUGGCGAUGUGCUGCUGUUUGCAGCCCAACCCCCCCACGGCUGUCAUACACACCAGAGGCCAAACUGCUGUGGCCUGUGGGGCUGAGCUGCUCUCAGCUCCUGGGGAGGAUGAGCCCUCUUGGGCAUCCCCUCGUCUGCAGAGGUAAAGGCAGGACGGUGGGCAUCGGAUGGUGAAUUUUCUUGUUAUUAAACUGUAGGAGCCUUGUGUUCACAAACCACCAUUCGCUCUUUAGAUUACUUCACUCAAUAAUUCCGAGAUCAAGCUGAAGCGUGAUUUUAGCAAGAUUACACUUGAUUGCUUUUUCCUUUUUUUUUUUUUUUUCCUUCUCCAACAGUGCUCCAAUGUUGCCAGUUCCAGAGGAGCACGGCCUCAUAGCACGUCUCAAACGUUCAACCUUGAACAAAAUCAGAAUGUCUCAUGCCUGCCUUGAGUGUUACUUUCUUUGCUAAGAUUGCUGUGCCCUGUUCUGUUUGGUAUCAGAGCUUUUACUGUUUCUGUUUAGAUAUGUGGACAAAGAUGUAGAUGACAGAGAAGUGUUUUCUCCUUCUGGCUUGGAAUCAAACUUCUCAAGAGCAGACCAGGAUAUUUCUCUGAGGAAAUGGAUUCAUCUUUCCAAAAAUAUCCAGUCAAAAAGCGAGUGAAAAUUCAUCCCAACACGGUAACAGUGAAAUACACAUCUCAUUAUCCCCAGCCAGGAGAAGAGGGAUAUGAGGAUGGUAAUGAAGACACGGGAGUAUUUAUGGAGGACAGUCCAAAGACAAGACUACUGAAUGCUGGGAAAAAAAGAGAAAGGACCUUUUUUGGUGCAAUAGACACGCAGCUUCAGCCAGCACAACUGCCCAAGCCCAGUGAGAUGGGGCAUUUCCAGAACUUUCCUGAAGGAAAUAUACUGCAGUCAAGGAAAAUGUGGAUAGUCCUUUUUGGAUCUGCCGUGGCUCACGGAUGCGUGGCUCUAAUUACACGAUUAAUUUCUGAUCGUUCCAAAGUGCCAUCACUAGAGUUAAUUUUCAUCCGCUCAGUCUUACAAGUGCUGUCCAUUACUGCUGUGUGUUACUACCACGAGCCACCCUUUGGCCCCAAAGGGUACAGACUCCGGCUCUUCUUCUACGGGGUCUGCAACGUUAUCUCCAUUACGUGCGCUUAUACUUCUUUCUCUAUAGUUCCCCCUAGUAACGGGACCAUUAUGUGGAGGGCUACCACUACAGUGUUCAGUGCCAUUUUGGCUUUUUUGCUAGUAGAUGAAGGAAUGGCUUACGUAGACAUAGUUACGGUAGUUGGCAGUGUGUUUGGUGUUUGUCUGGUCAUGAUCCCCAACAUCGUUAAGGAAGAAAACUCUCUGCUGAGCACCUGGAAGGAAGCUUUUGGCUACACCAUGACUGUUAUGGCAGGCUUGACCACUGCUCUCUCCAUGAUAGUCUACAGGUCAAUCAAAGAUAACAUCAGCAUGUGGACAGCACUGUUCACCUUCAGUUGGACAGGAACAGUAUGGGGGGCAUCCACCAUGUUCUUACUUCAGGAGCCAAUCGUCCCACUGGAUGGAGAAACCUGGAGCUAUCUCCUCGCCAUCUGCCUGUGUUCCACAGCAGCCUUCCUGGGGGUCUACUACGCCUUGAGCAAGUUCCACCCUGCUCUGGUCAGCACUGUACAGCACCUAGAGAUAGUCAUUGCCAUGGUCCUGCAGCUCAUCGUGCUGCGCAUUUUGCCAGGUACUUACGAUCUUGUUGGGGGAGCAGUUAUUUUGGUUAGUGUUUUCUUCCUUGCAUGUUAUAAACUGUCCUGGAAGAAUUUAGAAAGGCAAGAUUAUCAGGAGAUUGUGGAUUCUUCCAUUAAAUGAACUGCAGUUUUGUUGUCUAGUUCUGGACGUGCGUUACUGCUGUAUCUGUUACAUGCGCAACCACAUGAAAGUAAGAUAUUCCAACUCUGUUGUGUCUUAGUGUACUGGUCAGGUCCUCUUUCUACUGUGUAACUUCACAGCUGAUGUAGCAACGUUGAUAUUUCCAGACUUCCAUGACAGGUGAAUUUGUUCUAGCGCAUACAGUCACUGUUUGUCAUGUGAUGAAAGAAUAUUUGUCUCCAGCAUAAGGGGUAGUGGAGCACAGGACAAGUUGUAGGCCUUUUCUGCCUCACUUACCCUGCUGAAGUAAUACAGAGGGAUCCACUAGCAACUGUCAUUAUUGUGCACUGUGGUAGUAGGAAAAUGAGCAGUAAAAACAUUAAAAUGGUUAACCAGGG